GCCGAGCGAUGUCGAGGCUGCUGCUCCUGUUCGCAUUCCUAUGCGGUUCUGCCCUGGCCGUGGAGCCGGAGGACACGAAACAGCGGAAACGAGGAAUUCUUAACGACGGAUGGGUGGGUAUCCCAACCCCAUACAACUACGGCCAUGGUCAGCCAUGGUCAGGGGACCACAAUCCCUGGAAAGCCCUCAAAGUCACCAGCGAUCUCCACCAUAAUAUCGAUGGAUGGAAUUACGGCGGAUUGGACAAACUGGCACAUUACAAGGCGGCCAUCGCUCUUUCUUCGGGCCAUCAUACUUCCCUUGUAAAGACCCUUCCAGUUUACAUAACGAAGCACGUGGUCCUGGAAAAGCCAGUCCCAGUCUCGGAACCAGUCUACGUGAAGCAGAACGUUCCGGUGUACAUUGAAAAGCCUUAUCACGUACCCGUGGAUAGGGUCAUUCCGGUGCCGGUCGAGAAAAUCGUCCACAGACCAAUUGCAGUUCCUGUUCCCGUGCCCCAGGCGAUUCCGAUCCCGAUAGAACAUCAUAUCCCGAUUCAUGUUAAACAUCCAGUCGCUGUUCCCGUUCACCAGCCAUAUCCGGUUCCGGUGAAACACGCCGUGCCGGUGCCGGUUCCGGUUCCGGUACCGUUUCCGGUCCACCACCCGUUCCCGCACCAUCAUCAACCAUUCUUUGGAGGACUCCAUGGUGGAUCAGGCCAUUUCUAUGGGCAUCAUUAUGGGCCGGGACAUUUCUACGCCCAUCCAUUCGGCCAUGGGUAUGGUCACGACUAUCAUGGUCAUGGAUACGGCCAUGGAUAUUAUCCUGAGCACGGUCGUGGACACGGUUUCGGUCACGACUUCCACCACGGUUAUGGUCACGGUUAUGGUUAUGGACCUUACGGUCAUGAUCACCAUCAUGGACAUGGUCACGAGCACAAGGAAAAGCGCAGCAAGACGUAA
Orussus abietinus is the source of this 941-nucleotide messenger RNA. RefSeq lists its product as uncharacterized. NCBI's taxonomy places the organism in Eukaryota, Metazoa, Arthropoda, Insecta, Hymenoptera, Orussidae. The transcript is spliced from 4 exons. The record is from RefSeq and is a predicted model, not a curated record. The coding region runs from base 9 to 941 and encodes 310 amino acids.